Messenger RNA from Myotis davidii, 8160 nucleotides. It is a transcript of the gene FCGBP, whose product is annotated as Fc fragment of IgG binding protein. Bases 1 to 8013 code for a protein of 2670 amino acids. NCBI's taxonomy places the organism in Eukaryota, Metazoa, Chordata, Mammalia, Chiroptera, Vespertilionidae. Gene Ontology annotation, molecular function: protein binding. The record is from RefSeq and is a predicted model, not a curated record. Gene Ontology annotation, cellular component: extracellular matrix. The transcript has 21 exons.
AUGGGCUUCCUGUGGAGCUGGUGGACACUCUGGGCUGGAGCAACCCUUCUGUGGGGGUUGACCCAGGAGGCCUCAGUGGACCCCAGCAAUGCUGAAGGGGAGGAAUUCCUCACAGCCUUCCUGCAGAACUACCAGCCCGGGUAUGUCAAGGGCAAGCUCUACCUCCUCAUCACCAGUCUGUCGGACAGCCCUGCUUCAGUUACCGUCCUCAGCCAGGCAGAUGGCACCUCGCAGAAUGUACCAGUGAAGCCUGGGCAGUCGGUCAUGGUCAACAUCGGCACCAAGGCUGAGAUGAUCGGCAGCAAUAUCUUCCAGCACGCGGUAUUGGUCCGCUCUGAUCGCAACAUCUCUGUGCAGGCCAUAAACACUAAGCCCAACACAGAGGAUCUGACACUGCUGCGGCCUGUCAGCACCCUGGGAACAAAGUACUUAGUGUUCACACCCCCUAGUGCCUCGGUUAAGAAUGUCAAGGAGUUUGCUGUGGUGGCUGGUGCGAAGGGUGCCUCGAUCAGUGUGCAGCUGAAGGCGGCAGUGACAUUCCAGGGCAACUUCUACCCAGGGGGCAGUGUCCUAACUGUGACUCUCCAGCCCUACCAAGUGGCCCAGGUACAGAGCACGUCUGAUCUCUCAGGGUCAAAGGUCACAGCCAGUAGCCCUGUGGUUGUCCUCUCCGGCCACAGCUGUGCCCAGAAACACACAAGCUGCAACCAUGUGGUGGAGCAGCUGUUACCCACGUCUGCCUGGGGCACCCACUAUGUGGUGCCCCCUCUGUCCUCCCAGACCCGCUUCGAUGUGGUCUAUGCCAUGGCCAGCCAGCCCACGAAGCUGACCUACAACCACGGGAACAUCAUCGGCUCCAGGGGACUCCAGGAGGGUGACGUGAUUGAGUUUGAGGUCCGGCCAUCCUGGCCACUCUUCCUAUCUGCAGAUGUGGGCAUCCAAGUCCUGUUGUUUGGCACGGGUGGCACAAGGGGCAAAGUGACCUAUGACCCCUACUUGGUCCUGAUCCCAGAUGUGGAAGCCUACUGUCCUGCCUAUGUGGUCAAUAACUUCCCAGGCUCUACGGGUGUGGCCAUAGUCGUGGCACAGACGAAGGCUGCUGACAAGCUGACCGUUGAUGGACACGGGCUGGGGACCAGGCUCACCUGGGUAACUGUUCCAGGCAGUGAGUUCUCGUAUGCCGAAGUGGACCUCAACAGUACUAACAUCAUCCAGAUGGCCAUGGCCAAUACCAGCUUCGGGCUGCUCACCUUUUGGCUGACCCAAUCUGGAGGCUACGGGACAGCAGCUGCCUGCGGCCAGACCCGAUUGUCUGUGGAGAAGCCCUCCUGCGAAGGUGUGCAGUGCCCUCCCUCGCAGACCUGCCAGGUGGUGGAUGGGCACGCCAAGUGCAUGCCAGGCCCUGUGGCCGUCUGCCGAGCCCAGGGUGACCCCCAUUACACCACCUUCGACGGCCGUCGCUACGACAUGAUGGGCACGUGCUCGUACAUGAUGGUGGAGCUGAACAGCGAGGACGAGGCACUGCCAGCCUUCAGCGUGGAGGCCAAGAACGAGCACCGUGGCAGCCGCAGGGUCUCCUAUGUGGGUUUCGUCACCGUGAACGCCUACAGCCACUCCGUGUCGCUGGCCCGCGGGGAAGUUGGUUUCGCCCGGAUUGACAACCAGCGCUCGCGCCUGCCUGCUUCCCUGGCUGAGGGUGGCCUUCGUGUGUACCAGAGUGGGAGGCGGGCCAUAGUGGAGCUGGACUUCGGGCUGGUCGUCUCCUACGACUGGGACUGCCAGCUGGCACUGAGCCUGCCCGCACGCUUCCAAGGCCAGGUGUACGGACUGUGUGGCAACUACAACGGCAAUGCCACUGACGACUUCCUCACACCUGACGGGGAGCAGGCUCCUAACGUUGUGGAGUUUGCCAGUAGCUGGAAGCUGGAUGAUGGGGACUUUUUGUGUGAGGACGGCUGCCAAGACAACUGUCCCUCCUGCACCCCAGGCCAGGCUCAGCACUAUGAGGGCGACCGUCUCUGCGGCAUGCUGACCAAGCCUAAUGGCCCCUUUGCCGCCUGCCAUGAUAUCCUGAGCCCCUGGCCCUUCCUGAAGGAGUGUGUAUACGACCUGUGUGUGCUCAAUGGGGACCGCUCCAGCCUGUGCCGUAGCCUCAGUGUCUAUGCCCAGGCCUGUCUGGAGCUUGGCAUCUCUAUCAAGGACUGGAGGUCACCCGCCAACUGCCCCCUGUCCUGCCCUGCCAACAGUCGCUACGAGCUCUGUGGCCCGGCCUGUCCCGCCUCCUGCAACCCCACUGCUGCUCCAGCCAACUGCUCUGGGCGCCCAUGCGUGGAGGGCUGCGCGUGCCUCCCGGGCUUCGUGGCCAGCGGUCCAGCCGGCGAGCGCUGCCGCGUCCAGAACGGCCUCCUGGGCUGCUAUCCCGACCGCUUCGGGAGUUGCCAGGCGUCUGGGGACCCGCACUACGUGAGCUUCGACGGCCGGCGCUUCGACUUCAUGGGCACCUGCACCUACCUGCUGGCCGGCUCGUGCGGCCAGAACGCGGCCCUGCCCUCCUUCCGGGUGCUGGUGGAAAAUGAGCAUCGGGGCAGCCAGACCGUUAGCUACACGCGUGCUGUGCGCCUGGAGGCCCGCGGCGUGAAGGUGGCGGUGCGCCGGGAGCAUCCUGGGAAAGUGCUGGUGGAUGGCAUCCUUCAGUACCUGCCCUUCCAGGCAGCAGAUGGGCAGGUCCAGGUGUUCCGCCAGGGCCAAGAUGUAGUCAUUCGCACAGACUUUGGCCUGACUAUCACCUAUGACUGGAAUGCCCGUGUGACUGCCAAGGUGCCUGGAAGCUAUGCCGGGGCCCUGUGUGGGCUCUGCGGGAACUUCAAUGGGAACCCAGAUGACGAUCUGGCUCUGCGGGGUGGGGGCCAAGCUAACAAUGCACUGGACUUUGGGAACAGCUGGCAGGAGGAGACAAGGCCAGGUUGUGAAGCAACCAAGCCAGGUGACUGUCCCAAGCUGGAUUCUCUGGUGGCCCAGCAACUGCAGAGCAAGAAGGAGUGUGGGAUCCUUGCUGACCCCAAAGGGCCCUUCCGGGAGUGCCACCGCAAGCUGGACCCACAGGGCGCUGUGCGCGACUGCGUCUACGACCUCUGCCUGCUGCCAGGCCAGUCUGGGCCACUGUGUGACGCAUUAGCUGCCUAUGCUGCUGCGUGCCAGGCCACUGGGGCCACUGUGCACCCCUGGAGGAGUGAGAAACUUUGCCCACUGAGCUGCCCGCCCCACAGUCACUACGAGUUGUGUUCCCGUGGCUGCCCACUGUCCUGUGGAGACCUCCCAGUGCCCGGGGGCUGUGGCUCUGACUGCCAUGAGGGCUGCGUGUGCGAUGAGGGCUUUGCGCUCAAUGGUGAGUCCUGCGUGCCCCUGUCCUCCUGUGGCUGCUUGUACCAGGGCAUCUAUCAUCCUCCGGGCCAGACCUUCUAUCCUGGACCAGGGUGCGAUUCCCUUUGCCACUGCCAGGAGGGCGGCCUGGUAUCCUGUAAGCCCUCCACCUGCGGCCCGCAUGAGGCCUGCCAGCCAUCUGGUGGCAUCCUGGGCUGCGUGGCUGUGGGCUCUGCCACCUGCCAGGCGUCAGGAGACCCUCAUUACACCACCUUCGACGGCCGCCGGUUUGAUUUCAUGGGCACCUGUGUGUACGUGCUGGCUCAGACCUGUGGGACCCGGCCUGGCCUGGACCAGUUUGCUGUCCUGCAGGAGAAUGUGGAGUGGAACAAUAGGAAAGUCAGUGUGACCCGGGUGGUCACUGUCCAGGUGGCUAACUUCACCCUGCGGCUGGAACAGAAACAGUGGAAGAUCAAGGUGAGAGCAGGGAUGGAACCUGAAGCGGGCCGCGGGGCCGCCUGCCACAAGCUGCUUGAUCCCCAGGGUCCCUUGCAUGACUGUGUCUUUGACCUCUGCGUGGGUGACGGAAGCCAAGACAUUCUCUGCAGUAACAUUCAUGCUUAUGUGAGUGCUUGCCAGGCGCUUGGAGGCAACGUCAAACCCUGGAGGAAUGAAUCUUUCUGUCCGAUGAAGUGCCCCUCCAACAGUCACUAUGAGCUCUGCGCAGACACCUGCUCCCUGACCUGCUCAGCACUCAGUGCCGCCCCCCAGUGCCCGGAUAACUGUGCGGAGGGCUGCCAGUGUGACCCUGACUUCCUCAGUGACGGCCAAGCCUGCGUGCCCAUCGAGAAAUGUGGUUGCUACCACAAUGGUGUCUACUAUGAGCCAGAGCAGACGGUACUCAUCGACAGCUGCCGGCAGCAGUGUGUGUGCCACGCUGGGAAAGGCCUGGUGUGCCAGAACUACAGCUGUGAGGCGGGGCACGUGUGCCAGUCCGUGGCCGGCAUCCUGAGCUGUGUCAAAGAACUGUGUCAUGGUGUGACGUGUCGGCCACAGGAGACGUGCCAGGAGAAGGACGGCCAUGGUGUGUGCGUGCCCAACUAUGAGGCCACGUGCUGGCUGUGGGGCGACCCCCACUACCACUCCUUCGACGGCUGGAACUUUGACUUCCAGGGCACCUGUGACUACGUGCUGGCGACAACCAGCUGCCCAGGGGUCAACUCCCAGGGCCUGACACCCUUCACUAUCACCACCAAGAAUGAGAAUCGAGGCAACCCUGCUGUGUCCUAUGUGAGGCGUGUCACUGUGACUGUCCUCAACACCAACAUCUCCAUCCACAAAGGCGAAGUUGGCAAAGUCCGGGUGAAUGGUGUGCUGACAGCGUUGCCUACCUCUGUGGCUGGUGGGCGGCUUUCCGUGACUCAGGGAGCAUCAAAAGCAAUCCUGGCAACCGACUUUGGGCUGCGGGUCAGCUAUGACUGGAACUGGCGAGUGGAGGUGACGCUGCCCAGUAGCUAUCAUGGUGCCGUGUGUGGGCUCUGUGGGAACAUGGACCGCAACCCCAACAAUGACCAAGCCUUCCCUAACCGCACACUGGCUCUUUCCAUACCCGUCUGGGGUGGAAGCUGGCGAGCCCCAGGCUGGGACCCACUGUGCUGGGAUGAGUGUCAGGGGUCCUGCCCAACAUGCCCUGAGGACCAGCUGGAGGAGUACCGGGGCCCUGGUUUCUGUGGACCCCUGGCCGCUGACGCAAAAGGCCCCUUUGCAGCCUGCCAUGCCCAUGUGGCACCUGAGAGCUUCUUCAAGGGCUGUGUUCUGGAUGUCUGCCUGGGCGGUGGGGCCCAUGACAUACUUUGCCAGGCUCUGGCUACCUAUGCUGCUGCCUGCCAGGCUGCUGGCAUUGUCAUCGAGGACUGGAGGACACAGGCCGGCUGUGAGAUCACCUGCCCCAACAACAGUCACUACGAGCUCUGUGGCCCACCAUGCCCUGCCAGCUGCCCGUCCCCUGCGCCCCCGACGAUCCCAGCCCCAUGUGAGGGCCCCUGCGCUGAGGGCUGCCAGUGUGACGCGGGCUUUGUGUUGAGCGUAGACCGCUGUGUUCCUCUGGAUGGGGGCUGCGGCUGCUGGGCCAACAACACCUACCACGAGGCAGGCAGUGAGUUUUGGGCUGGUACCACCUGCUCCCAGAGGUGCCACUGCGGACCUGGGGGUGGCUCGCUGGUCUGCAAGCCUGCCAGGUGUGGGCUCGGUGAAGUGUGUGCCCUGCUGCCCUCAGGCCAGUAUGGCUGCCGUCCUGUUAGUACGGCUGAAUGUCAGGCCUGGGGCGACCCCCAUUACAUCACUCUGGACGGGCACCGAUUCGACUUCCAAGGUACCUGUGAGUACCUGUUGAGUGCACCCUGCCAUGCACCACCCGCUGGUGUUGAGAACUUCACUGUCACUGUUGCCAACGAGCACCGGGGCAGCCAGGCCGUCAGCUACACCCGCAGCGUCACCCUGCACAUCUACAACCACAACCUGACCCUCAGCGCCCGCUGGCCCCGACAGCUGCAGGUGGACGGCAAGCUCGUGGCGCUGCCCUUCCAGUGCUUCCACUCUGCACCUCCCCCUGGACCAUCCCCUCUUGUCCCCACAGCCUUCGAGUGCCCUGCCCACAGCCACUACGAGCUCUGUGGCGACUCCUGCCCUGUGAGCUGCCCCAGCCUCUCCGCGCCAGAAGGCUGUGAGUCAACCUGCCGGGAGGGCUGCGUCUGCGAUGCCGGCUUUGUGCUCAGUGGCGACACCUGCGUGCCUGUGGGCCAGUGUGGCUGCCUCCACGAGGGCCGCUACUACCCCCUGGGCGAGGCCUUCUACCCAGGCCCUGAGUGCGAGCGGCGCUGUGAGUGUGGGCCGGGCGGCCAAGUCAGCUGCCAGGAGGGCGCAGCCUGCCAACCCUAUGAGGAGUGCCGAAUAAAGGACGGUGUCCAGGCCUGUCACCCUAAAGGCUGUGGGCACUGUGUGGUCAGUGGGGGCAUCCACUACAUUACUCUUGAUGGACGUGUCUAUGAUCUGCAUGGCUCCUGCUCCUAUGUCUUGGCCCGAGUCUGCCACCCACAGCCUGGGGAUGAGGACUUUGCCAUUGUGCUUGAAAAGAAUGCGGCUGGAGAUCCCCAGCGUCUGGUGGUUACUGUGGCUGGCCAGGUUGUGGGCCUGGCUCACGGCCUGCAGGUCACUGUGGACGGCGAGGCUGUACCCCUGCCUGUGGCUGUGGGCCAUGUACAGGUGACUGCUGAGGGCCGCAACAUGGUUCUACAGACAGCCAAGGGGCUGCGGCUUCUCUUUGAUGGUGAAGCCUACCUCCUCAUAUCCAUCCCCAGCCCCUUCCAUGGGCGAACCUGUGGCCUCUGUGGAAACUUCAAUGGCAACUGGAGUGACGACUUUGUUCUGCCCAGUGGCACUGUGGCCCCCAGUGUGGAUGCCUUUGGAGCUGCAUGGCGGGCACCCGGCUCCUCCCAAGGAUGUGGCGAAGGUUUUGGGCCCCAGGGCUGGCCUGUGUGCUCCGCAGAGGAGACAGCACCAUAUGAGAGCAUCAAGGCCUGCGGGCAGCUCCGGGACCCCAACGGCCCCUUCGCAGACUGCCACCCGGUGCUGAGCCCCUCUGAGUACUUCCGCCAGUGCGUCUUUGACCUGUGUGCCCAUAAGGGCAACAGCUCCUUCCUCUGCCGUAGCCUGGCUGCCUACACAGCGGCCUGCCAGGCAGCCAACAAGGCCGUGAAGCCCUGGAGGACAGACAGCUUCUGCCCACUCAAGUGCCCUGCCCACAGCCACUACUCCAUCUGUACACAUUCCUGCCAGGGCUCCUGUGCAGCCCUCUCGGGCCUCACGGGCUGCACUUCCCACUGCUUUGAGGGCUGUGAGUGUGACGAUCGCUACCUGCUCUCCCAGGGCGUCUGCGUCCCUGUCCAGCACUGCGGCUGCACCCACGAUGGCCGAUACUUGCCAGUGAACUCCUCCCUGCUGAGCCCAGACUGCAGUGAGCGCUGUUCCUGUUCCUCAAGCACUGGCCUGACAUGCCAGGCAGCUGGCUGCCCUCUGGGUCGCGUAUGCGAAGUCGAAGCUGGGUCCCGGGACUGCUGGGUCCCCCCUGGUCUCUGUUCCCUCUCUGUGGGCACCAACCUCACCACCUUUGAUGGAGCCCACAGUACUGUCAGAAUCCCUGGCAUCUACGAGCUCUCUUCCCGCUGCCCAGGAAUACAGAAGACCAUCCCCUGGUUCCGUGUGCUCGCUGAUGUCCACUCUUGCCAUGACAAAGUUGAAGCUGUGGGUCAGGUUCACAUCUUCUUCCAGGAUGGGCUGGUGACUGUGACCCCAAACAAGGGCGUGUGGGUGAAUGGUCUCCGAGUCCGAGCAGAUCUCCCAGCUGAAGUGUUAACAUCUGUGUCUGUGAAUCGGAAUCCGGAUGGCUCCAUGCUAGUCCAGCAGAAGGCAGGGGUCCGGGUACAGCUGGGCACCAAUGGGCAGCUGACCGUGAUGGUCAGCCGUGACCACGCUGGGAUGCUGUGUGGUGCCUGUGGAAACUUUGAUGGGGACCAGACCAAUGAUGGGCAUAACUCCCAGGGAAAUACAACAGUGGAGCACUGGAGAGCACCGGACUUCUCCCCAUGUCGUGACUGACCAGUUAUCCACUGGAAAUGAGGACUUCAGGACCUGAUCCCUCUGGAGGCUGCAAUAAUUCAAGGAUGCACUGUAUCACUGUGUAUUCCUUCCCUGCUGAGCCGCUAAGGCUGAUUUUGAGAGCAUUGAAUAAAUAUCUUAAGCUAA